AUGAAACCAGCCAUUUGUCUUUCGAUUCUCCUCGCUGCUGGAUUUGAUGUCGCAGCUGCCCGCCCAGCGAACCUGCACAUGAAGCGGAGCCAUGACCAUGGAAUGCAAACUCGAUCUCCAAUUUGGAAUGCAAAACUUGGCCGACGUGAAGUGCCGCAAGAACACUCGCACGAGAAAUUCCUUACCAUUGUCAACCAAUUCCUGAAGACAGACAACCCCGACAACAUCGUGGAUGCUGUAUUUGGUCUCCUCGGCAAUGCGGCCGCUUCUGCUGGACAGGGCGAUAUUUCCAACACAGAUUGUCUUCAACAAGCCACUGCUGACAGGGCUUUCACCAAUGCAAAAGCCGCUGGGGAUGUCGACGGUAUGACAGCUGCUUUGAUUUAUAGAGCUCUCGAACGCAAUACCGGAGCUGUCGGACAGGCUUCUGUUCCCUGCACCGCAAUCCAAGCUGUAAACCCGGAAAUCGCGGCCAUUUCGCAGCACCAGGAUCCAGCCUCUGACAAUGCUGCCACUGUUAAUAAAGACAUCGCUCUGGCACUCGCUGUUCAGAUUGCCAACAUCGGCGGUAACCCUCUUGAUGCCCUGCAGUCCGGCACUUUUGCUCCCGGCACGCUCGGUGAUCCGACUGCGAAGGGAAAUAGUUGCGACGAUCAAAACGACCCAGUCGGCUGUAUCUUCACGCAGAAUCUGCUUGUUGAGGAUGCCACUGAAGAUGAGGUCAACGCUGCUGUCGCUGCCUCGGCCACUGCUUCUGCAGGGACUGCCGCAGCUACUGACUCGGCGGCAGCAACAGAAUGCACCGCGCCCCCUGCCGCAGAAGAAACUACCGCGGUGGCCUCUACAGUGGCUGCUGUCGCUGCCACAACGACGUCGGCUGCGGCGGUUGCUACUUCGACCAGUACCGCAAGUCAGACAAUGAGCACUUCCACUUCAACCAGCAGUUCUUCCAGCCUGGAUUUGGGUUCCUGUGCAGACCCAACCAUCAUCUUCGCUAAUGGUCUCGACGGCCGCAAGGAGCCAUCUUUUGAGCCCAACGACAAGACAACAUUUACGCAUGGUUCCGCACUCAACAUCAAGGUCAUCACGGACUUUAUUUGCCAGCAACUCGACGUCAAAUGCAAAGCCUCCCAGCAAGCCCUAGACGCAUGCAGUCAGGGUGCCACCGCCGCGCAAGGGCAAACUGGCCAAGCGGCCGCCGAUGCAUUCAACCAGGCACUCGGCUUCUAG
This is a messenger RNA of Fonsecaea pedrosoi CBS 271.37, 1230 nucleotides long. RefSeq lists its product as uncharacterized. Lineage: Eukaryota; Fungi; Ascomycota; Eurotiomycetes; Chaetothyriales; Herpotrichiellaceae. The transcript is spliced from 3 exons. The coding region runs from base 1 to 1230 and encodes 409 amino acids. The record is from RefSeq and is a predicted model, not a curated record.